Ochotona curzoniae (black-lipped pika) is the source of this 3308-nucleotide messenger RNA. RefSeq names its product sestrin 2 (gene SESN2). Gene Ontology annotation, biological process: cellular response to L-leucine; positive regulation of macroautophagy; cellular response to leucine starvation. The transcript has 10 exons. Gene Ontology annotation, cellular component: nucleus. The record is from RefSeq and is a predicted model, not a curated record. Bases 309 to 1757 code for a protein of 482 amino acids. Gene Ontology annotation, molecular function: oxidoreductase activity, acting on peroxide as acceptor; L-leucine binding. Lineage: Eukaryota; Metazoa; Chordata; Mammalia; Lagomorpha; Ochotonidae.
UGCUGAGCGGCGCUGGGUCCGGGAGAAGCCCGGGCCACUGCGGACGGCCGAGGUACUCAGGGCCCUGACGAGCCCCUUCCGCGGCUGACACUCCGGAGCUGACGAGGCCAACUCGCUUGUCCCAAGAAGACAGACAGGGUCGGCAAGAGUCCUUCGGCCGGCAGCACCGGCCGCGCUCGGGGCUCUGGAACGACCUGGAACCCCCUCCACCCCGAGAGGCAUCGCGGAAUUCUCGAGCCUCCCCGGCGGCCGCCUGCGGGCGUCUGUCCACAACUCCCUUCAGCGACCCGGUCCUGCUGGCGCACACCAUGAUCGUCGCAGACUCCGAGUGCCGAGCUGAGCUCCAAGGCUACCUGCCCUUCGCCCGGGGAGGCGGAGGCGGUGGUGGCCCGGGGACCGGGCAGGAGCAGAGGGAGAGCCGAGCCUGGCGAGGUCCUCGCGGGCCCAGUGCCUUCAUCCCAAUGGAGGAGAUACUUCAGGAGGGGGCUGAGAGCCUGGACCAACACCUGGGGCUGGAGGCACUGACAUCUUCAGGCCGGGUGGACAACCUGGCCGUGGUGAUGAGCCUGCAUCCAGACUACCUCAGCAGCUUCUGGCGCCUGCACUACCUGCUGUUGCACACGGAUGGGCCCCUGGCCAGCUCCUGGCGCCACUACAUUGCCAUCAUGGCUGCUGCCCGCCACCAGUGUUCAUACCUCGUGGGCGCCCACAUGGCCGAGUUCCUGCAGACUGGUGGUGACCCCGAGUGGCUGCUGGGCCUCCAUCGGGCGCCAGAGAAGCUGCGUAAACUCAGCGAGAUCAACAAGCUGCUGGCACAUCGGCCAUGGCUCAUCACCAAGGAACACAUCCAGGCCUUGCUGAAGACGGGUGAACACAGCUGGUCUCUGGCCGAACUCAUCCAGGCCCUGGUGUUGCUUACCCACUGCCACUCUCUGGCCUCCUUCGUCUUUGGCUGUGGCAUCCUCCCUGAGGGAGACCCAGAGAAUGGCCCUGGUCCUCAGGUCCCUUCGCCACCCAGCGAGCAAAGCAGUCCCCCGGGCCGGGAUGCUUUGAACAGCUCUGGGGGCUUAGAGGCCAUCCGAGACGUGGAGACGCUGAUGGAGCGCAUGCGGCAGCUGCAGGACAGCCUGCUGCAGGAUGAGGGCACGUCCCCGGAGGAGAUGGAGAGCCGUUUCGAACUGGAGAAGUCCGAGAGCCUGCUGGUGACGCCUUCAGCUGACAUCCUGGAGCCUGCUCCACACCCAGACAUACUGUGCUUUGUGGAAGACCCUGCUUUCGGCUACGAGGACUUCACCCGGCGAGGGGCACAGGCACCCCCCACCUUCCGCGCCCAGGAUUACACCUGGGAAGAUCAUGGCUACUCGCUGAUCCAGCGCCUCUACCCUGAGGGUGGGCAGCUGUUGGACGAGAAGUUCCAGGUAGCCUGUAGCCUCACCUACAACACCAUCGCCAUGCACAGCGGUGUGGACACCUCGGUGCUCCGCAGAGCCAUCUGGAACUACAUCCACUGCGUCUUUGGCAUCAGGUAUGACGACUACGAUUAUGGGGAGGUGAACGAACUCCUGGAGCGGAAUCUCAAGGUUUACAUCAAGACGGUGGCCUGCUACCCGGAGAAGACCACCCGCAGAAUGUACAGCCUCUUCUGGAGACACUUCCGCCAUUCAGAGAAGGUCCACGUGAACUUGCUGCUGCUGGAGGCCCGCAUGCAAGCUGCCCUGCUCUACGCCCUCCGUGCCAUCACCCGCUACAUGACCUGAUUCCCUCCUACGUGGGACCCUGCAUGUCGAGCAGCCGACUCUGGGACUGUCCUCCCUGCCAGGACUCCUCUGUUCGGAGAGAGCCCCGAGUCCCUUUGUGUCCCGACUUUUUCCUUUCCUGGGAUUGGCUUAUACGUGAUGCUGGUGCGGGGGGAGGACCUCCCGAGCCACACCAUCCUUGCCCUCACAGGUGGGGACAGCAUCACUACACUGACUCUGUCAGCUUGGGAGGGACCGAGGGACCCUACAGGGCUGUUCCCCGUCCUCUUUUCCCUGCUUCCAAUGGAAGGACAAUAGGUGCCACUCAGAGUUCCGGGCCAGCAGGCUGUGUCCUGGACUCCCCCAGUGCUGUGACUUUGUGACCUGGGAGCCCCCUGGCUGGCCCCGCAGGAGAGGGUUGGAUGCCUCCAGGGACUAACACUCCAGACAGCCUUGCCUUCCCACUCUCCUUCAUCCCCAGAUCUCAUUACCUCCUCCCUGUUCUUCACCCAUCAAUGUGAAAACCUGGUCACGGCUGGUCUGUGUCCACAUCCCAAAACCGUGUUCUGUAGGGCGGUGGAGAGGCCCUCACCGCCCUGCUGCCUGGUCCUAGCACAGUGCCCUGGACUUCCUCCACCCCUGCACCUCCACUCCUUCACCUGGCAGCGAGAGUGAGGCCUGCUCAACAGGUCAUCUCACGAGUUUGAGCCUCUGCUCAGCACGUUGCCUUCUGAGGGGGAGAGAAUUAGAUUAGAACUUGAUGGUUUUGGUCCUCUGCUGCCUGCAGGGCCUCAGCCCUGGUGCCAUGCUCAGUGCCUGAGAAUAGUGGGAGGGAGAGUUGUUUCCUCUGCUGAGCCGUAGCCGCUGGCCCCCUGCUCCUGGCGCCAAUGGCUUUGCCAUGGACUUUGCCAAGAAGCUGGCCUUUCUGGGUGACUUGGCUGGCACUGUGGCCUGGGAGGAGACACCAGAGGCACCAAUGUUCUUCUUUGGGCCCUCUUCCUGGCCAGGGGACCAUGACCAUAUUUUCAAGACCCCUUUGACUGUUACCCCCUCCCCCCCGCCAGAGUUGCAGAAUUGGGUCUGAGAGGGGGUCCGAGUUGAGUCUUGGGUCUGAGACUCCCAGUCAUAUUCAGUGCUCCCCCUUGGGGCUCUCCAGCCCACCUGGAGACCCCCCUACUGAAGUCAGGGCCUCCCCAUGCCCUAGGGCUUUCAGUGGAUCGCAUAGAGGUAAGCGCAGCCGAGGAUGGACCCCACGCACUUUCUGUAACACAUUACUGUGAAUGACAGCUCCUCAUGCCCUUCUAGCAGCAGGUGCCUCUCAGACUGGUUGUGGGGGGGAAACCCAGAGAGACAGGCCAUGAUGCCACUGCUUCUACCCCUCAUCCAUGGGGUGGACCAGGAAAGGAACAUGGCCAGCGUGCCACAUUUCGUGCCCGUGCGGGCACGGGGACACGACUGGUACCCCCUGCAGGCCUGAAGCCCUGCUCCCCCACAAGGAAUGUGAGCAAGAGGGAAAGGGGUCCUGCAUGGGGAGGGGUUCCAGAGGGGACUUGGUGACUGUCUCCUGGGAGG